Molecule: messenger RNA, 327 nt
Organism: Strongylus vulgaris
Lineage: Eukaryota; Metazoa; Nematoda; Chromadorea; Rhabditida; Strongylidae
Source: the annotation of a GenBank genome assembly
AUGGAUCUACAAAAGCCAAUCAAUCUACACAACUUUAUCGAAUCUCAUAAGGAGCAGCUCCAGAAAGAUGGUCGUGUAGAAAUUUACGGUGCUCCCAAAUAUUCAACGCAAGUAUUUUUGUAUGGACAAGGACAAUACAAAAUCGAUGCUAGCGAAUAUGAAGUCCUUAUCUGGAUUAUGGUUGAUUCAGAAGCUGCUCUUGAGGGACCAAAUGAUGUAAGUCGCUUGAUGUCAUCAUCGAUGACAAUUUGCCCUCCUCAAUCAAAGCACCAUUUGGAAGUCAAACAAGGCCAGGCCAUCACCAUUCAAAUGAUGCCAAAAUUGUAA